Messenger RNA from Mercenaria mercenaria, 1908 nucleotides. RefSeq lists its product as uncharacterized. The transcript is spliced from 3 exons. The coding region runs from base 482 to 1876 and encodes 464 amino acids. Gene Ontology annotation, cellular component: Golgi apparatus. Gene Ontology annotation, molecular function: glycosyltransferase activity. NCBI's taxonomy places the organism in Eukaryota, Metazoa, Mollusca, Bivalvia, Venerida, Veneridae. The record is from RefSeq and is a predicted model, not a curated record.
UGUACAGUGACAUGCAUGCACGAGUGUAUAGCUGGGAUAAGAAGGACUAAAUGUGCCCUGUACGAUGCCUGUAGCAGUUUAUACCAGGGACCAGAGGAAGUGAAUUUGGCAAGUGUCAUGCCUGUACGAAUGUGUAUCUUGGACAAAAGGGAUUGAAUUCUCAGUGUCUUGCGAUUACUUGUUUAUAUCUUGGUUAGGUGGUAUUGAAUGUGUCCAGUAAUAUUGAAUGUGCAGAGCGUUAUGACUGUAUUAAGGCUAUCAACUAUUUUAUGUAGUUUUUAUAUUAAUGGCAGAGAAGCGACAUAUGUCUUUUUCUGAACAAUAACCUGUAUCGAUAUGCAACACAUUGGAUGGUUAAAAUGAUCUUACACAUAUAAAAGUAUGAUAUUUUCUCGAUGUAAAAUGUCUGUAUUGUGAUAUCUAUUUUAACUUUAAAUACAAUUUAAUGCCGCGGAUGUAAUCUUGUAACUAAUAAAAGGAAAUGUUUCUAACUAUAAGAAGAAUGUCAUUUUCUAGGUUGGCAGUUUUAUUAAUAUCAAUGAGUCUGAUUUUAUACUUGUUCUAUGAUUUUAUGUCAUUUCAAUCUAAACCUACACGGGGAACCAAUCUGUUACAGAAGAACCAGCUACUUAAGAUGCAGGCGCUUAGAGACAGAGUUCAUUAUUCUACAAGUGAAACAGAAGUGAAGGAAGAACCCAUUGGAAAAAAAGUUAAAGAAACAUCAAGUGAAAAGACAGAUGAUAAAAAUAAUGAGGAGUUAACUAAACAUGAAGCAAGUAAAAAGGUAUCAGGUCAGAAAAAUGAAAAUCGUAAUGACAACGUUGUUAUAGAUGAAGAACGUAAAGAAGUUGAAACAGAUGAUGAAGUUGAUGCUAGUAAGAGUACCGAGAAACAGGUUGGUGACAAUGAUACUAAAACUAAGAGUAAUCACCUCACAGAUGGACCAGUAAUUGAAAAAUCAACGAAGAAAAAGUUGAAUGCAUACAGGAAAGCGAUGGAAUAUGAAGAACAUUUAAAAGAUACAAAUGCCUCUUUUAUAAGAAUUAUCAACAGAGCACGAUAUAUGUCUAGCUUGACUCAAAAUUCUAAAAUAGUUCUUCUAAGUUUUGUUUGUAAGUCAUGUUUACCUUUUCUUAAUAGCUGGCUGUGCAAUACGAAAGAAUUUGGAAUACAUAAGUCAGUACUUCUUUUAGUAAGAGAACUUAAACUAAGACGCACUAUUUUAACUGCUUGGCCUGAUCUAAACGUUGUUGCUAUGCAACCAAAUCUUUCAAAGAAAGACUACACUGAUAAUAGAAGGAUAAAAAAUGCAUGCUCGCUUGGAAGGGUGCAAUUAAUAAACGCCUUACUGCACGCUAAUGUCAAUUUACUGCUAUUCGACCUGAAGUCAGUUUGGUUGGAGAAUCCCAUGCGAUACAUCCAGCAAUCAAUGAAUGACGGUGUUGACAUUUUAGUGAACACAGUUCCGAGAUCUCACUUAAAUACAGGGUUUCUGGCGCUGUUUGCGACUGAGAAAACACAACUUUUUUGGAAAGAGUUUUACGGAAAACUGAGAUAUACUUUUUCUAAAUGGACAGAAAAGGAUAUGCAAAAGCUAGAUCUAGAUGAAAACUACGAAGAUUAUCUUGAGGAAAUGGUGGAGGAUAGGUAUGAAGCAGUAGCGGUUAGACAUCUGCCGAUUCAUUCUUUCACGGACGGUGUUUGGUACUAUUUGUCUGAAGAGGAACGAGCAAAGACCCGGCCUGUAGUUAUACGAAAUAAUUAUGUUGAAGGCAAUGAGGAGAAGAUACGAAGAGCCAAGCAAUGGACUCACUGGUUUCUGCAAGAUAACGGCACCUGUAACGUUGAUAUUGUGAAGAAAACUGUGAGACUGUGAACGAUAAAAUGGCAUGUGUUGAUGCAAAAGGG